AAAGAAAUACCAAAACGCGCAAUCGGCGACGAAUCCAUAAUAACAAUAUCGCACGUGAACAAUGAGAGGAUACCUGGAUUACGACGUAUGGCACGAUAAAAACGAAUGGUCGAUCGAUGAUACCGAGACAAAUCGUUUAAACGAAUACGUCAGGUCAAAGGCAGCUCGCGAGUCGCCUGCGGCAGCGAACCUGGCGGUGGUGAUCGGAGGCUCUUUCCUUAGCCUGAGCUUGCUCCUCGGGAUAGUCCUGAACCCGAGUCUUCGCAGCGGACCAAGCUGCUACGUCCUCAGCCUCCUGAUCUCGAACCUGGUACUCCUCUUCACGACGUCCAUGGAGAUGCUGAACGACCUUUACGACAUGCCCUUCGAGCCGAACGUCGAUUACGUAAUCUGCGUCACGUUCGAGGCCUCCAUCCUGACGCUCGGCGUCUUCAGCGUCGACAGAUACGCCAGCCUGUGUCAGCCGUCCUCGACGAUCGCGAUAUCCAUGAGGAAAACGUCCACCGCCGUCAAGAGCGUCCUGACCAUCUGGUCGAUGGCGGCCAUCUUGACUUCCAUGGAAUUGAAUCUGUACUACGAAUUCGGCAAUAUAAGCGUCGCAGUGAUCUCCCUCUUGUUCACGUUGAUAUUCCUGGGCCUACCGCUGAUCGUAAUCGUCAUGCUGUGCUGCCUUACGAUUCUGAAUCUCUGCAGAAGCCGCAAGGAGCCGCCCGAGGUUUGCGCCUCGACCCGCAGAAGGGACGUGGAGGAUUUUUUUCGACUUGUUCUACUCACGACCGGAAUCCUCCUGACGAUGGCGCCGUACAGGAUCGUCCAGCUCGUUUAUCGCAUAGAUCCACGGAUACCUUGCGAGCUCGAGAAUACGAGCGUCUGUUACACCAUUCUCAAGAUGUCAACCGUGAUCACGCCGAUCAUUUACGUGGCGACGUACUGCGGCUUUCGCACAGUUUACGCCCUGUCGCCUUCGUCCAGCUUGGAAGACGCCACUUAAAUGCGGCAUCUUAUGUUCGGUAUCGUUAUGCAUCCGGCGCCCGUUAACGAAAGAGACGCUUUACAGGGACCCACGCGAAAUCACUCCUACACAUUUUUUAACAAUACAGUUUUUGUUUAUUCGACAAAAGUCUCUUGCGUCACACGUCCAUUCGUCUUUCCCACGGUUUCCCGACAGCAACGCGCACAUUUCCCAUACGUCGACCCGACGCCAUAUAGAACUCGGUACUGCUUCGGAAACCGCCGUGAACUUAUUAGACGCAAUUAAUUGCCGUUCCAGUGCUAUUUUUAGCAACCAGUUACGCGACACGUGAAAAUCGUGCGAACGGCACGCACGGUUCUUAUUGUGUCGCGUGCGUGUACGCACGCAUUGCCCGUGGCCCAUACGCGCGUAAAUGCGUGCCAAAAAGGGAGGAUAGAAGAGGAUAACGUUAGAAAUUAUGAAUUCGGCCAUUUUCAGUAAUACUAUAUAUAUGCAAAUUCAUGUCGUUCUGGCU
Messenger RNA from Cephus cinctus (wheat stem sawfly), 1487 nucleotides. RefSeq names its product melanocyte-stimulating hormone receptor-like. The coding region runs from base 62 to 991 and encodes 309 amino acids. Gene Ontology annotation, molecular function: G protein-coupled receptor activity. The transcript is spliced from 2 exons. The record is from RefSeq and is a predicted model, not a curated record. Gene Ontology annotation, cellular component: membrane. NCBI's taxonomy places the organism in Eukaryota, Metazoa, Arthropoda, Insecta, Hymenoptera, Cephidae. Gene Ontology annotation, biological process: G protein-coupled receptor signaling pathway.